Theileria parva strain Muguga is the source of this 969-nucleotide messenger RNA. RefSeq names its product SPOC domain protein. The coding region runs from base 98 to 847 and encodes 249 amino acids. The record is from RefSeq and is a predicted model, not a curated record. Lineage: Eukaryota; Apicomplexa; Aconoidasida; Piroplasmida; Theileriidae. The transcript is spliced from 5 exons.
AUUUAAUAUUAUACAGUAGAAUCUUAUUUACUGUGUUAUGUAACUGUGGUGAUGAGAUUUUUAAAUUUUAUAUUUUAUGUUGUUUUAAUUUAUUUAAAUGGGAUUUUCUCAGCCAAAGACUAAGAUAAGGUUAUGUGAGCAGUUGAAGCUCCACGCUCCUCAUAUCUUCUCUAAGCCCAGAUCUCCGCCUGCUGAGCCACCGCCAACUCAACAAAGUAAACCUGUCAAGCCUUUACAACCAGCUUUCCCUACUACAGCGCCUUUCCCACCUCAACCACCCGUAGUUCCACCUCAACGUGAGCUAGUUUUUCCACCUCCAAAACCGGAACCGCCAAAAACCGCAACUCCCGAAACAAUCUUCAGCAAAACCAACCUGGUAUGGCAGGGUAAUUUGGCGCGUAAUGGUAAGAAGUUGACUGAGACUUUGGCGAUAAAGAUAAGCGGUCAAUGUUCCACGUUUUUAAAUGCUUCAGUUGAGACUAUUAACAUAACUCAUCGUCUGAAGUGGGAGGAAGCUUCAAAGAACGUGCCCUUGGCAGUGUUUUCCAUACACUCCUCAAAUAAUCUUAAAAUCGAACCAUUUAAAGAAUAUAUCGACUACUUCAAAUCUAAAAAUAGGAUUGGCGUAUCACCCUUGGGAAAUGACCAUAAUAUAUACAUUUGCGCUCCGGGAAAUCCACUUUUCGAUAAACACUUACCAGAAGGAUUAAGCACUCCGACGCUCAUUGGUAUUGUCACAAACGCGGAAUUACAACCUUCGCAAUCGUCAAAUAAACUACAACAAUCAAACGAUGACUGGCUGAGUCAACUGAAUACGUUAACUGCUAUGGUCGGUACAAAAAAGUAACUUAAAACUCAAAAUAAGAGUAAAUGAGUAAAAUCUACUAUAAGAGUAAAAUAGUAAAAUCGAUUAAGAGUAAUUAAGAGUAAUAAUUUAAGUGAAUGAAUGUAUAAGAGUAUGUAUAUGAG